GUUAUGAUUAUGAUGAUGAUUUUGACAGUCCCAAAGGGUUCGGAGACCGUACUGUUGUACGAGGUGUUCAGAAGAGCACAGUACAGAAUGUCAAUAUAGUGAACGAUAUCAAUAUAAACGUAAACAUUAAUGGAAUGACGGAAAUAUCGACAGUUUGUGUUAAUGUGACAGAGAUGGUUGAACGAAAUGAUGAGUUUACGAAGACCGUAACGGGAAUUAUGGACGAUGUAUCUAAAGCUGAGAGCAUCACCGAGGUCAUGGACAGUAUAACGGAAGCAGCAUUGAGUAAUAACAAACUACUCGAAGACAACGGAUCUGGAAACGGGAUGGUGAUAGUAGUUUGUAUAGUGGGAGGAGUGUUGUUCUGCGUGAUAAUUUUGGCUGUAUAUCUUCGGUACAGGAACAGUAAAAGAUAUGUUACUGAGAGGAAAGGAUGUUGGAAAGGAUUGGGAGAUGGAUUACCAAGUUGUGGAUUGGGUUGGUUUAAGGGUUGGUGCUGGAGAGAUUGCCGAGAUAUUGAGGAUAAGAGUGCAAAUGAAGGGUAUUUGACCCCUAGAAGGGUAUGAGACGAAGAGAGUAGAGAAGGAAAUGAUUGCUGUCUUGCAGCUGACGCGGUUGGGGGUAAUUUAGAGGGAAGGAACGGAUUAGAGAAUCAGAACUACGGAAGAUUGGAUGGAGAAACUUACAAUAUUUAUGAUGAAGUGACCGGAGAAGACUGUGAAGAUGGGAGAGUGUUGUCUGUGAAUGUCAACGGCAAAGAUUCUUGGUACAAAUGAAAUAGGUGUAAAUAAUAUUAUACUAAACAAGAAUUUGAUGCCGCGGAACGAGGAAGUGAGUAAAGAUAUUGACAAGGGAAACGUGGGUCUCGUUGAUGUGAACAGGCUAGUUGUCCCACAGCCAGGGGGAAAUGUUUGUAUGCUGGGAGUAGGAGAAGUGGAUCUUGGAGGGGUCGAGAACAUGUUAGACGGGCAGAACGUAAAUAUGCAAGAAGACAACGAUCGAGAGGAGUUGGGAGGAGUCGAAACAUGUCCAAGCGGGGAAUAUAUGAAUAUGCAAUUAGAAGAUGAUCGACUGGAUAUCUGUGCACGGGGGAGUGACACGAGUAUUGAAGCAAAUGAGCAUAUGUCAGACUUUCUGAAUAGCACUUUGAUCUCGAAAGGAUUCGAGAAUGACGUCAGGCAAGCUAUUUCUGAAGUAGAUGCUGAGCAAAGGAGAGGCAAUGAUCGACUGGAAAAGGUCCUUGAAAGUCUGGAAAACAAGAUUAGAAAGGAAAAGGAAGAAACUACACAAAUGUUACAGAGUGUUAGCGAAAUGUACGAAGAUACCCCGCGCAGAUUGCAGAGGUUAGCUAAGAAGAAUUUGUUGAAAGAACGAGGAAAUUGAAGUUUGAAUAAAGGAAAAGAAAGCGAGAAUUGAUCAAACGAAUAUUAGAAGAAAAUCAUAAAUGUUAACGUGAAAUAUUGUCAGAAGAGUAAUUGGUUCAAAACCGUAAUUGCAAUAAAGCAAAAAAAAAGUGAUAAUUUUUUAUAUAUAUUAUAAGUCUUCUGUGUUUGCUUAUAGAAGUUGAAAACUCAAAUAAAAGUUAAAGGAAAGAGUA
Molecule: messenger RNA, 1597 nt
Organism: Eurytemora carolleeae
Lineage: Eukaryota; Metazoa; Arthropoda; Copepoda; Calanoida; Temoridae
Exons: 4
Coding region: 135-566 (143 amino acids)
Source: RefSeq, a predicted model, not a curated record